GUAUGGCCGACUGUACUCCGUGUCCUGCUGAAGUACCUUGCGCGUCAGAUUCAGGCCCUGGUAAAGACAGGCGUCUCGGCGAAAUCAUGCGGGCGCAAAACGUCCUUUCGGGCCGACGCAGCGGCGACCUUUGUGCAAGCGAUUCGAGCUGCCUUCCGCAAGGGUCGGCGAAGCAAGCAGCCUGACUUCACCAAAGUUCAUCCGAAACUGUGGAUGCACAUCGAAGAGGUGCUCCGUGUUCAGCAGCCAAAUCAUGCACCCAACUUGCAUUUCUACUACUGCAAAGCGGCCCAAGAGCUGUGCGAUGGUGCCGAGCUCGGCUCCCUGCGCGAGCUGAAGGGCUCAUCGCUCCGGAAGCUGGUCCGGGCGCUGCUUGAGGUGGAAGGAAGCCAGGCGCUGCCUGCUGGCCUAGAGGCUACUGCACGCCUCAUUCGGCUGGCAGAGGGGGAUCUCGACGUCCCCUUUGUUUGCCAAAAGGCACUUAGUCUACUCCGCAGCUGCGGCCAGCCUGCAUCUGCUUGCCUAGCUGCGAUUGCCGUGCGCUGCUCACUCUCCUUCCGAGACUGGCUCCUGCAACACCACGAAGAAUUUGUGGCGGGCAUCAGCAACGCCUGGGCGCAGCACCGCUCCAUCGAGAAUAUGGAGCUAGUACUUCGCUUCGCCCUUAGCCUCGACGACUUCACCGUGCGAGAGGCGCAGCUUCUCGUGCCCCUCGUGGCCGACACCCUGGAGGCAGAUGCCCGAGCUGAUGCCAGCCUGGCGGCCAGCCGUUUCCGUGGUAGUGGAAACAGGUCUGCCCCGCUCUCGCGCCUGGCUGACCUGUUGGCCGCUCUAGUUUGGAGAGCCAGCGGCUCUUCGGCGGCAGCCGCAGAAGAGAUCUCCAAUCAACUCGAGAAGCGGUGCCUUCCAUGGGCACUGUGUUUGGUGCGUCUGAGUGAGAGUCAUGGCAGAGAGCUUUGCGCAGAUGAAGCCGUGGUCAUCAAGUUGUGUGCUGCUGUGCUCCGGCAGCUGGAUAAGGGCGCACGGCUGCAGAUAGAGCUGCCUUGGCUGCAAGCCUCGCUGGCGUCCCUGCUUUCCGCGACAACCUGGGCUCAUCUUGGGCAGGAGAAAGCUGCGACUGCAGAUGUGCUUGACAGUCUUCUCUGUCGAGAUUUUGGGGCGUCUUUGGCCUCACCAGGUAUUGUGGAAAACCUGCCAGUCAUAACAGCCAGUGCUGGACUUGCAGCGCUGGUCCACAGCGCUGCAGACUACGUGAGGGCCGCUCUGGCACAAGGGACGAGCCAUGCAAGCUUUUGGCACUUGCUUGCGGUCGUGCUGGUCCUUGGCCCGGCAGCUUCGACCAAAGAGCUGAGCCAGGAGUUCCUGCAGGUGGCGCAGAAAGCGACGACAACACAGUCAAAUCCCGCGCUGCGUAGCUGUGUGCUGGCAGCUGCAAGGCUGCAGACCAGCUCCACGGAACAACAGCAGCGGCUGCUCGAAGGCAUGGCAGCAGAGGCACCCGAGUUCGGGGAGAGCUUUCUCCGCAUCAGCGGAACUUCCACGCACCUGGAGGAGCUGCAACGCCCACGGGAGGACGAUGUGAGCGAGGCCUUUGCGGAUGCGGACGACUUCCUGGUUGGGUUUCCACCCCCGGAGCAGUUGCGAAAAGUUCCUGGUGCCGCUUUCGCUGUUGCACUGCGCCACCGCCACACAGCGAGGCUGCGCAGCGUCGCGGAGCUCCGCUGCCGAUCUGCUGCAGCGUCGCUAAAUGGAUCUGCCGAAGGUGCGGGAGCCUCGGGGCUGGGGUCAGAGAUGGAUGAGGUUCUGCUGCUCCAUGUCCGCUCAGCUGUUGCCCUGCGCCGUCAGCGACAGGAGGAGGCUCCACUUGCGUCCAGCGGACACGGGGCAGGUGCUGUGGGCUUUGCUGCGACCUGGGCGCUGUUUGAGUGCCGACUGCAAGCUGCCCGCGCUGCACAGGAUCCGUCAAAGGAAACUGACUUGCAGCAGCAGACUCCGGUCCUGCUUGCGCUGAUUCCUGCAGUAGGCCUCCUGCUGUGGCUGCCCCAGGCUUCAGGUAGUCGGCCUCCGCAGGCACUUGUGGAAAGUCUCCGUCGUCUCCUUCAGUUUGCGCACACCCUGCUUUCCGCACCCGCCGAAAGGUUUGCAAACCUGGCCCUCAGCACGCCAACACCGGAGGCUUUCUGUGCUGCCCUUGCGGGACUGCUGUGGAGGCUGGCUGGCUUCGGCGGCCUUGCGUUAGAGGAGUUUGCCUCCCUCCUCGCGACGGUGGCCGAGAGCAUAGCAGCUGGGAGCCUUGUUUCUGCCGAGAAAUUCAAGCUGCUACUGGCUGCAUCGGUGGUGCAAGGCAACAACGCACCCGUUCUUCGGCAAGUGCUCCUUCAUCUCUGCAAGGCGGAGCCCUGCCUCUCACUGGCAGCCCUUCGCUUGGCUGCAGUGGAUCUCAGCUGGUACCUAGAGCAUCAGCCGAUCUGGCGCCAGCCGUUGCCGGGCCUCGCAGCAACAGCCGAUGCUGUGAUGGAGGCCUGGUGCGCCUCGGCACCGCCCGUCUCCACGCUGGAAUGGGAAUCUUUCCUGGACACAGCAAAGCAGCUGCUUUCAGCCUGCGAGGCAUCGUGGCGCAGGGGUCAGGACGGUGCGCUGCGCUCUGCAUUGCGCCGUCUCUGGGCCAAGGAGGCAGAUGGCCGACCUCAGCCGAAGGCACGUCUCGAAGUCGUGGCCCAGGGCCACUUCGCGCUUGGCGAGCGGGGAAGGGUUGCUCUCGCCUCGGUGUUGACGCAAAGCUUGCACUUUCUGCGAGCACUGGACAUGGCAGAGGAGGUACAGCUGGCCGCUGACACCUGCAUGAGUGUCAUCCCGGAUCUCAUCUUGAAGGAUUCUUCGCCAGAGGUGCAGCUGGACGUGGCCAAGACCUCCAUCCACGUCCUCUUUGAAACGUUUGAGAGCGAUCCACUGCUUGAGGAGCUAAAGCCUCUGGUGGAUCGGGUGAUGACCCAGGAGGCAGCCGACUCUGUGACACUGGUCGGCAUGCAGGUGGCAAUAGAAGUCGCCUGCCAAGGCUACAUGCACCGGGUGCUGCCUCGUAUUUGCGCCGAUGUCCAGGCCCAGCUGCGGUCAACCGUCAGAAAAGCGCUGGGCGUGCUGGACGAGGAGAUGGGGUUCGCGACAGCCUCUGGCACGGAGCCCUCUCCCCUUGCGCUGGUCUUUCGCGCACCAAUCUUCCUCGCUGUGCUCCGCGCUCGGCGCCGGUUGACACAGCUUCCUCUGGCGGACCUUGGGCUUGCGCCUGCUGGCGCAGCAGCUCUACCUGGUCGAGGUCAGCGCUGGGGCCUCGGCCGCCAUUUUGCGGCGGCGGUUGCAGCCAUCGUCUUAUCGGAGGACUUCGCUGCACUGGGCGAAGUCGCCCCAUGCUGCGGCAUGGGCGCGUCUUCAGCAGAGUUCCAGGAACUUUUGGGCGUGCCCCUGGCUGCAUGCGUAGUGCCCCUGAGGCGCAGCCUUGCCGGUCUGCAGGAGCGCCUAGGCGAGCAGCAGGUGGCUACACUCCUGAAGACCAAGGCGGGACAGAUCUUUGCCUUCGCCCUGCAGCUGCCUUUGCUCACCUACGACGAGCCAUGUUACAAAGAUCAGACGAACCCCGUGGCCGUGGCGGCCGCCUUCCGGGAGGUGGCCGGUGCCUACGAGUGGGCGGACACGAAGAAGUUUGUGGCGCGACACUUCCGGGAGUUGAUCUUUUAUCUCGACCCGAUGAUUCGGACUUGGGCACCCUUUGUGCCGAAGGCGGUGCUGGAGCUUCUCCGAGCUGUCGUGGACUGGAUGGGCCAUGUCACCGGGAGCCGGCUACGUCUCCUCCUGGCCCUCUUGCUUCAGCAUGCUGAACGCCUACGUGGGCGAGACCGUAGCGACUUAAGCACCAUCGUUGGACAGGUGCUCACAGCUGCGUCAGGAAACCCCUCCGACGGGCUCGCCCGCCUUGCCCGGCAGCGGGACGAGACCUUGCGCUGGAGCCUGGCGGAGGUCCAACAGCCCGGCGCAGACUCUCGCAGCCCGGCGCUAGCAGUGCUGCUUGGGGUUCUGCGUGCCCUGCGCCAGAACGAGGCCGUCAGCUGGCUUCACCUGCAGCUGGAGAGCAUUCUGCCGAGGUUACCUGCUGAGGUGCAGAAGGCCAUUGGGGAUGCAACAGGAGGUGUGUUGGUCGAGGAAGCUCCGGAUGGGGAGCGUCCCAUCAAACGCUUACGAAGAACGGCCACUGCAAGGCUCGGUACCGACUCGGCGUUGAAGCAGCUGGCCCCCCUGCGCCCUGGCCUUUCAUGGGGGCCAGCGCCUCCUCCAGACCUUGGUUGCGUGGUGCGUGCACUCGAACCCACACCGGGCCUGACAGCUGCGCCUGAAGAGGUGAUGCGGCGGUCCCUUGAGCUCCUGGCACAGGCACAGCCUUUGAAGCAGCUGCGCGAGGAUCCUGCUCUAGCGCGUGCCUUGGCAUCAGGCUUGGCGGCCUUAUGCCCGGUGGCGACCGUCAAGGCUUCUGAAGGGGAGACAUCGGAUCCGGUCGAGCUGCUCAUCCCACGAGCUGCAGGGCGCGUCGACGAGCUCCUCGGCUCGGUUGCUCUGCUGGGUGCAACGCAGCUCCAGGCGCACCCCUCCGCGCGCGUUCGGCAGUUGCUCGGCAACGCCUUGCGGCAUUUGGUGUUGACACAGCGCAGCCUUUGUGUCGCAUCGAAGAAGCUGCUCAUGGAGAUCCUGGAUCCGAAGCAUCUUUUUUUGGAGGACAUCGAGGAUCUCUUGAGCUCUCCAGUGCCGCCCAAGAAACCGAUGGAGAAGGAGAAAGCCCAGGAGAAGGCUCACGAAAUCUCCUUCCGGCUCACGGAGAAGGAGCCCAGCUUCGCGAUGUGGGUAGCUGCUCGCCUCGCCCAGCUGCGCAGCUUUGGCGCUGCAGUGUGGGAUGGUUCUGGCGUCACAGUUCUGGUGGCCUGUGUGCCGCUGGCAGCCCAUGCGCCCUGGUUCGCUGAGCGGUUGCUGGUCGUUAGCCUUCUGAAAGCCGCCACAAUGGCUCUGGGUGGACCCACGUUGGGCAAAGACCUGAGCCUGUUCUUUAAGCAGCCCGUGGUGGACGAAUCGCAAGCGCGCUGCUUGCUGAAGACCCUCCAUCUUCUGAGGGUCUACCAGUCGGGCAUCAAGGGCAGAGCGGUGCCGCAUUUCCCUCAAGAUGCUGGCGACCCAUUUUGGUCCAACCUCGACCUCUUCGCGGCGGCACAAUGCGCUGCGAAGUGCGACUCCAGGUAUAGCUUUCAACUCUUGGAGCUCCACCUGCAGCGACGCCAGCCCGACAUGCCAUUGGAUGAAGCUCUUCAGACUAUCGAAACCGUGACCGGCGUGGAGGCCCUCUUCAAGCCCCCCGCACCUGAAAUCCGGCUGCUGGAAAAGCUGGCCAAAGACUUGCCGGACGACCAGUUUCUGCAUGGCAAUUCGCAGUGGUGUCACCGGUCCACGCGGUUGGCACGUGCAGAGCUGGGUGAGGAUCACCUCACAAGCCUGCACCUCCAUAGUGAGAUACUGGAGGCGGCGCUCCGUGGUGAUGGCUGCGAGGCAGAAGCCCGCUUGGGCCUCGAUGAUACAUUGGGAAGACUCGGACUUCAUCCGCUGCUGACAGCAUCCUCCCUUCCAGAUGAGGAUGGCCCUGCAUGGGAGCGCCGUGCCGAGGCGCUCUGGCGGCUCGGCCAAUGGCCCAGCGCAGUCCAAAACGGAAGAGGCUUUCAUGCAACUCUGCAUGCCGCGUUGUCAGAGAUGGCUGGCACCAUGAGCGUGGUGGAAGGCCCACUGCUGGAGAUGGUGGCCAGCACUAUGGACGCAGUUCGACUGCAGUCUCCGCAGAGCCUCAAGGCUGCAGCCACAAAGUUGCAAUCCAUCGGUGCAAUUUUCAACUGCGUCGACGCCGUGGUGGCUGACAAUGCACCGGCUACAAAAGGGUCGUCAGUGGCGAACUUGGCAGCCAGCUGGCACAAGGUGGGCAGCGGGCAGUUCCUGCAAAUCGAGCAGCAGCUGGCCUUGCGAGCGGCCCUCCUCUCGGCGUCAAAGCAGCCGCUUCAGGAGUACCGCUUCCUUACAGCCCUGGCUGCUUUAGCGCGCGAGGCGGCGCAGUUUCACCGAGGACUCGCCCUGCUCGAGCGGGCACAGCGGACGCGUGAAAAAACGAAGCCGAAUCUGAGCUGCAGGUGGAGGUUGCUUGGUGUUGCUCUAGCAGUCCAGGGGUGA
Molecule: messenger RNA, 6246 nt
Organism: Symbiodinium sp. CCMP2456
Lineage: Eukaryota; Dinophyceae; Suessiales; Symbiodiniaceae
Source: the annotation of a GenBank genome assembly